Kwoniella shivajii is the source of this 948-nucleotide messenger RNA. RefSeq lists its product as uncharacterized. The coding region runs from base 1 to 948 and encodes 315 amino acids. The record is from RefSeq and is a predicted model, not a curated record. NCBI's taxonomy places the organism in Eukaryota, Fungi, Basidiomycota, Tremellomycetes, Tremellales, Cryptococcaceae. The transcript is spliced from 4 exons.
AUGCGUUCACUGAAAUGCUCGGGUUGUUUCGUUCGCCAACGAAGCUUAGUCCGCGCAAUACACGUUAGUGUUCGACAUGAAAACAAAGCGUCUUCAAAAGGCAAAGGCAAAGCCACUGCUCAAUCCCUGUUCGCACCUAUGAAAAAACCCUCAUCUCCUCCUCGAGCUCAGCCCACUACUCCUAGACCAAGUCCGGUAGCUACCGCUCACUUGCCCACCCAUGUAUCUUCACCUUCAUCCUCACGUGGUUGGCAACAAUUCGAAUCAUCAUGGACAUGGAAUACACCGCCGUCAACAAAUACGCCCAAAAUACAGGAAAGCGAAGGUAUCACGCAAGUUCGAACUAUAUUUGCUAAACCAUUAUCUUUCAAUCCGUGGAUUAGGAUAUUGGGAGCUGGUUUCGUAGCUUUUGUAGGAUUUCAAUGGUUUCGAAUACCUGAAUUACCCAAUCCUCCUACAUUAUGGGAUGCACCUAUUGAAACUUCAUGGGGAACGAGGAUAUGGGGAACGGUGAAGAAUUUGAUAUACGUUCAAACUCCUUAUUGGGCUUUCGGAGGAGCUGUACUUUCAAUUUGGAAAUUAGGAAAAUGUCUAAAUAUAGUAACGAAACUGGAACAAUGUAAAAUCAGAUCGUCGUCAAAUGGGAAUGAAGAUAUUUACAUCAAAAUGACGACUGGUAAAUCUGAUAUCCUGAAAAGAUUGAGUAAAGAACCCAGAAGGAUAAAUUUAAAAGAUAUUCAGAUAUCACCUAUUGAUGGACCACAUCAACAACAAGGCGAAAUGAUCCUCAAUCUCAAUAUUACCUCUUCAGUCGGUCGAUCAUUCAAUGACAAGAAACCAUAUAUCAUCGACACCAGAUAUGGAAAAUCUCUUGAUAAGUCUGAUGAACCUUACGUACUUUCACCAAGUAGAUUAAGGCAUGUCUUUGGACGUUUGGAAGGUAAAUAG